Molecule: messenger RNA, 1920 nt
Organism: Mytilus californianus (California mussel)
Lineage: Eukaryota; Metazoa; Mollusca; Bivalvia; Mytilida; Mytilidae
Exons: 10
Coding region: 165-1664 (499 amino acids)
Molecular function (GO): GTP binding
Source: RefSeq, a predicted model, not a curated record
AAAUUUAGAUUGCCGACAUACACAAACUACCUGGAUAUAUUUUGUUAUAAAUAGAAUACAAUGGUUGUUUCUGUGUGAACAGACGAAAAAAGGGGGAAUUAUCAGAAAUCGGCAGAAAGGACAAACCAGCCAAUAGUACCCCAAAAGGACGUUCUUGGGAAGGCAUGGCUAUUCCAAUAGAGAAUAAUAAUGGCAUCCGAAUUAUAAGUGUUGGACAAACAGGCAGAGGGAAAAGUGAAAUGUGUAAAGCAAUAUUAGGCAUUCGGAAAUUAAACAACGAUUGCUCAAUACCUGGUAUGGAUGCAUGCAAGCAUCAUUCACGAUUACAAAAUGCAAAUCGAUACGGGACGGCCAUUACCAUAGUAGAUACUCCUGGAAUUAGAGACAUGGCAGAUGUAUCAGAGACAAGUAAAAAGAUUAAAACAGAGCUAAAGUUGUGUCAACAGCAUGUUGCAGUUUUCUACACAGUAUAUAAAACAAUGACUGAAAUCGACAAAAUUUGUGUGGAACGAAUUAGGCGAAACAUGGAUUGUAUUACACGCAGAAAAAUGUUUCUUGUGUUGACUGACUUCAUAGACAUCAACGAUGAUGAAAACAGCAGAUACACUAAGUCAAAAGUAGCCGUUCUUCGGUUAAACAGCAAGCUUCAAGAUAACGAAGAUGCUGAACUCCAAAUUAAAACCAUAAUAAGGAAGAUACAAAUUCGAGAAAAUUUGAUGAAAAGGUACUCUGCAGUAGUCGUCGUACCCGUAUUUAAAUCUACGACAUUUCUAUUGAUUCUUUGUAUGGUAUUAUUGCAAGAAGCGAGAGCCAACAACACAACCAAACCUCGAAUAAUUUUAUAUGAAACAGAACUGAUUCAGUGGAAACUAAUGACUAAACCUGUAUACUUUGGGGGAAAUGUUGAUCUUGAGUGCACAAUUAAGACAGAGGACACUUCUGCACCUAUGGCAUGGGUUAGAAUACCAAAUGGUGAAGCAAUUGCAUACAAUAAAAUUCCUGCAAACAGACAAAAGUAUGGAAUAACUGUCAAAUAUAUCGAAAAAACAAUGAUAUACAAUCUUACAAUCAAACAGUUUGAUUCAACAGACAUAAAUCGAGUUUACAGAUGUGACUUCGGAUUCCAAUCUUACGCUGAUGAACUUUUGCUCAACGACAAAAAUUUCAUUUCAAAACCCACAGAAAAAGAUGUUGAGUAUAAUUUCAAUUUAGUGGGUAAAAUAUUGGUUGGACUAGUGAUGAUUUAUAAUGGAUAUCCUAAACCUGUCUGCACGAUACUAUUUGAGGGAGAACACAUUUUGGACAGUGUGAUCAUCAAUGAUAAAAACACUUCAAUAUUCUAUGAUACACGAAUAAAAGUCAAAUACAAUACCAAUUUGUGUAGAGGCAAUGUCAACGUAUCAUGCAGUUAUGUGGAUAAAAAAGUGAAUAUCGAACAACACGUGGAUGCUUGCUCAGAUUCAUCCAUUCAACGCCACAAAGGGUUCAAUGCAACUAUUCCAGCAAUUUCAGCAGGAGUACUGCUCCCAGUCGUUGUUUGUGUUGUCCUCUUCCUUUUGUAUAGAUCCAGACGAUCACAAAAUAAUGGCAAUCAACAAUUCGACGUAGAACCUAGAAUAAGACAGCCUGUUUCCGAAGAAAGCCACCAUAUGUUGGAACUAUGAAGCUAAAAACGUUUUCUGUUUGAUUAUAUUUUAUGAUUAACUAUACUGUCUGUAACUAUGACUUGUUUACGUGAAAAUAAAUAAAACGGAAGAUCUGUUAAAAUGGAAGAAGGGAAUAACUAUGAACAAUUUUUCAUGGAUAAUGAUCUAUUCCUCAAAAAAUAUCUGAAAUGCCGGUUUAUCAGGUUAUUUUUUUUCAAAUCUUCAAUAUACUUUUGCCUAUAUAAAUAAAUUGCGGUUCUAAUAUAUAGACGAG